AUGAUAUCUACAGUCAUUACUCACAUUAUUAACCCCUUAACCUUUAUCGUGCCCGUCCUCCUGGCUGUCGCUUUUCUUACCCUUCUAGAGCGAAAAGUACUUGGCUACAUGCAGUUGCGAAAAGGCCCCAAUAUUGUAGGCCCCUACGGACUCCUACAACCCAUCGCAGACGGCCUUAAACUCUUCAUUAAAGAGCCCGUUCGUCCCUCUACCGCUUCCCCGAUCUUAUUCCUAUUAACCCCUAUACUAGCCCUCACCUUAGCCCUUACCCUUUGAGCCCCCAUGCCCCUCCCCUACCCUAUAAUUGACCUGAAUCUAGGCAUCUUAUUUAUUCUUGCUUUAUCUAGCCUGGCAGUAUACUCUAUUCUAGGCUCAGGGUGGGCUUCUAAUUCAAAAUACGCUCUUAUCGGAGCCCUUCGAGCGGUUGCUCAGACUAUUUCAUACGAGGUCAGCCUAGGCCUAAUUCUCCUAAAUAUUAUUAUCUUCACGGGAGGCUUUACCCUGCAAACCUUUAACAUUGCGCAAGAGAGCAUUUGACUAAUUAUACCUGCCUGACCAUUAGCAGCCAUAUGAUACAUCUCCACCUUAGCUGAAACCAACCGGGCACCCUUUGACCUUACCGAGGGAGAAUCCGAGCUUGUCUCAGGGUUUAACGUAGAAUAUGCAGGAGGACCAUUCGCACUCUUUUUCCUCGCAGAAUAUGCCAACAUCCUACUUAUAAAUACCCUAUCCGCCACACUCUUCUUAGGCGCCUCACAUAUCCCCUCCAUCCCAGAAUUAACCGCUAUUAACCUGAUGACCAAAGCAGCCCUUCUAUCAGUCAUGUUCCUCUGAGUGCGAGCCUCCUACCCCCGAUUCCGAUACGACCAACUCAUACAUCUAAUCUGAAAAAACUUUCUUCCACUUACACUAGCCCUGGUUAUUUGGCAUCUCGCUCUCCCCAUCGCUUUUGCUGGUCUACCUCCACAAGUAUAG
Anarrhichthys ocellatus (wolf-eel) is the source of this 975-nucleotide messenger RNA. The record is from the annotation of a RefSeq genome assembly. Lineage: Eukaryota; Metazoa; Chordata; Actinopteri; Perciformes; Anarhichadidae.